AGGGGGAAGCGGGCGGCUCAUCGAUGGGGAGGUCUCAGUGACGCGGCGCAGCCUACCUGUUGGAGCUCUUUGCGGGACGCUGCCGUGCCGGUACCCGCGCUGAUCGUGGAUCUAACUGGGGGGGGGGGGAUAAAGGAUGACCAGCCCGAACAUGGGUCCUAGACUGCUGCUGCUCUGCGCUGCCCUGGCCGUGUACCACGGGACGCGAACAUGCAGUGGAUUUAACGUCGAUGUGCGGUUUCCCGUGAUCAAAAAUGGCAAAACCAACGGGAGCUUCUUUGGUUUCUCCGUGGCGCUGCAUCUGCAGACGAAGGGCUCCAGAAAGUACCUGCUUCUUGCAGGAGCACCCAAAGAGAAGGCUUUAUCUCUACCGAAUGUCAACGAGACGGGGGCUGUCUACUCCUGUCCCAUUACGAUAGACCCCAAUGACUGCUCCAGAAUGGACCUCGUUAGCAAAACGGACCCAUCUGAGAUGGUGGAGGGCAUGUGGCUGGGCGUGACAGUGGCCAGUCAGAGGGGCCCUGCGGCGGGCCGCGUACUGGCAUGCGGGCAUCGCUACGUGAAGAUCAUCAAAGGUGGCAACGAGGAGCAACGGCGGAUGGUAGGAAAGUGCUACGUCAGGAGUAAUGACCUGACCUAUGACGGAAACGACCACUGGCAGGAAAACAACGAGAUCUGCAACCCCACCUUUAACAUGGACUUCGAGGGCAUGUGCAACCUGGGCAUCUCAGGCGGCAUAACAGAGACUGACGUCUACGUCGGCACUCCAGGCAGCUUCCUGUGGCAAGGAAAUGUUCAUGUGACGUGGAGAGACCCAGAUCCAGAGGCCUGGGACUCCAGAGACAAAGAGAUUGGAAAUCAGAACAGACGAAACAGUUAUAUGGGUUAUUCAGUUCUUGAGGAAAAGAAGCUUCUGAGCCAUGAUGAAUAUACACUGGUGACAGGAUCUCCCAGGAACGAAUCCAAGGGCUCUGUGAUGUUCGGGACAAUGACUGGUGAUGCAAGCAUCAAUCCGGGGCUCGUCAUCCCCGGGGAACAAGUGGGCUCAUACUUUGGGAGCAGCCUGGCUGCCACUGACCUCAACAAUGACGAUUGGAAUGACCUGAUCGUGGGUGCCCCGUUUUACUUCGACCGGAUGAAGGAUCAGGGGGGAGCAGUGUACGUCUUCAUGAAUGAGAACGGAUCUUUCGAAAAGACCGCGACCGUGGUGCUCAAGGGUCCAUCGGCCUCUGGAUUUGGCCUUGCAGUGGCUGCCAUUGGGGAUGUCAACCAAGACGGCUUCCAAGACUUUGCUGUGGGAGCACCAUUCCAUGACACCGGGAAAGUUUACAUAUGGAUGGGAAGCAGAGAGGGAAUCUCACCGGAGCCCAGUCAGGUGAUCGAGGGUGAGUCAGUGCAAAAUGGAGGGUUCAAGACCUUCGGCUACUCCAUCAAUGGAGGCAUGGACAUGGACGGCAACAGUUACCCUGACAUCUUAGUCGGCUCGCUGGACGACCGCUUGGCCCUGCUCAGGGCUCGACCAGUCAUCCACUUAACUCAGCAGGACUUCACUGUUGAGCCACACCUCGUCGACCCUAAUCAGUGUGGAGCUACACCAUGCAUUACAGCGACCCUGUGCAUGUCCUUCACACUGAGCAAUGGAAACAAAGAUUUCAAGAAAAAUAUCACGGUGAAGUACACAGUGGAGGCCGACAUGGAGAGGAGAAGCCCUCGUGUUCGUUUUGAGGGCGGUAGUGACACGUAUACCGGCCUCAUGAGCCUGCCAGCCUCCAAAUCCACAUGUCACAGUUUUAAACUGAACAUUGUGGUGCCUGUCAAGGACAAACUGGAGCCGGUGGUCUUCUCCCUCAACAUGUCCUUAAAUGAACAAAAGCCUAAACUCAGAGGUUCCCUGCAGAACCUGGACUCCUUCCCGAUUUUUAGCAAGGAGCAGAAACUCUCUCAAAGAACUGAAAUUCACUUUCAGAAGGAGUGUGGCUCUGACAACAAAUGUAGCAGUAACCUGCAGGUGAAGGCCAAGUUCGUGGACAAAGACAAUAAGCCUUACCCAAGGCAGGACAAAGCCCAGGUACUCCAGUUCAACAGCAACAUGAAGACUAUCAGGCUGCUGGUGAAUGUGACCAACUUUCCUAGUCAAGGGAAGCUGGCUGAGGACGCCCAUCAGGCCAUGCUCAACAUCACCAUCCCUGAAGCACUGAGAUAUUCUGGCGUCAGGUCUGAUGACAGCGACGUGCAAUGCAGCUUGGAAGAAACGGUGAUUUGUGAGCUGGGGAAUCCACUCAAAGGCAAUGAAAAUGUGACACUUGCCCUCAUAUUUGAGACAUCGGGGAUCAAUCUGUACACGCAGAAGAUUGAGUCCCAGCUGCUCCUGUCAACUCUUAGUGAACAGACUGACCUGAAGCCUAAGGCUGUGAUCUUGCUGAUUGAGAACACCAUCGAACCCACAUUCAGCAUAGUGAAACAGCAGGUGCUGACCAAAUUUGGUGGGACGGUGAUGGGCGAGUCGGCCAUGGUCAACACCAGUGACGUGGGCAGCCUGGUGGAGUUCACCUUCAACGUGAACAUGAGGGGACAGCCCCUGGGAGACAUGGGGACCCUGGCUGUGGAGUUCGAGUGGCCCUUUGAGGUAGCCAACGGCAAGUGGCUGCUGUACCUGACGAAGAUUGUAGUUGAGGGAGAAUCAGAGAUGGAAUGCAACCCUCCUGGAGAGAUUGUCAACUUGCUCAACCUCACUUUGUCAGGAGGCGGACGGACGCGCACUAAACGGCAGAUUGUGGUGGACGAUGAUAUGAACCAGCCACAUAUAAUCGAGCCACAGGCAGCCAUCAGGCUCGGUCCACGCAAAGAAUCCUACUUGCUGGCAUGCGCCGAGGGAACAGCUCGCUGCGCCACGUUUACCUGUCCGCUGCACAACAUGACGGAUUCGGCCAAGAUUUACGUCCGCUCCCGUUUGUGGAACAGCACGAUGCUAGAGGACUAUAACAACGCCCUGAGAGUCGUGGUCAAGGGUCAAGCCACACUGAAGCUCAUUACAGAUAAACCGACCAUCAAGAUGGAGCGUAAGACCACCGAGUUCUCAGUAGAAAUAGAGCCAGUGGAGGGGGUGGAGACUCCGUAUGAGCUCCCACUAUGGAUCAUCAUCUCUGCAGCUGUAGCGGGAAUCCUACUACUCGGAAUAAUCAUUCUUAUACUUUGGAAGUGUGGCUUCUUCCAGAGGGCCAACAGGAGGGAGAUGUAUGAGGCCAAAGCCCAGAAGGCUGAGAUGAAGAUCCAGCCCUCUGAGACAGAGAGGCUGACUGACGACUACUGAGGGGCCCCAUGGGUCCCCCAACAGCACACACCAGUGGGGCUUUUGGCUUGGAUUCUUCAAGCGAGCCAUCUACUAUCGGAUAAUGCCAAAGCACCGGGGGGUGAGAAUUCGCAAGGCCGAGCGCUAUCAGUUCAAUCUAGGAUAUCAGCCUGAGGAGCCACAGAAAAAGUACUGGAUCACCAACUGGACAGAGAUGCAGCAUUACUACUACUGAGGACUGUACUUUGGACCAUGAGCCACUCACCGUCAUGACGGUUUGACACGGGCCAAACUGAGAACAUUGGGCUCGGCUGCGCCGUGUGGACCAAUUGUGAAUCAUGCAUUCAUUUAAAAAUUUUUUUUUUUUUUUCACUUAAGAAGAUUUCAACUUUUCAGUGCAAUAUACUGAACAUUUCAGAAACUGUAAUUUGUUGCGUAGUUUGUCAUGAUUGCAGCGUUGUACAUUGGAAUCGGGGCUGCAAUCAAGAGUAAAUAGUAAAUGUGAUUACGUUGCAGGUUUUUAUGUGAUGAGCUUGUUGUUCAUACGUCUUCUUUUCCUAUCUGAGUCAUCUGAGCUGAGUUGCCGGUCAGUCACCCUGUUCUUUUCCACCAUCCAUUUUCCUCUCUAAUCAGAGGAGUGAGUCUAUUGAUUUCUCUCUGUGACUGUAUACGUCCGUCCCCAGGCAUCACUUUGUGGUCACUGGCGGUAGGCUAUGUCAGGCUUUCAAAAAUGGAGUUACGGUGGCGGUACUGAUGUUGUAUGCAAAAAGUGAAAAUUUUACAAAGCUAUGGCGAAAAAGACGGAGAGGUACGCAGAAAAAAAUGUACUCAUUGGUGAAAACUACAUUUCAUAGUCCACACUGAAUUCCUCCAGUCCCUCCUGCAACAAGUCGGAAAGCAAUAGCUCUGUAUGUCUAUGUUAAUUCUCACCUGAUUAUUAUUUAUUACACUGUCUUGUGUUAUUACAGCAAAGGAUAUCUUUAAUAAUAUCACAUACAGGGAGUCAUGACACUGGAUUAAAUAAUAAACGAUGUUAACCGUGUCUGGAGACUGCAAGCUCCGGCACAGAUGAAUUGUACAUAGUGACAAUAAGUUGGAUCGACUAAAUGAAUGCAUACGUCAUCGGCCUUUGUUGUUUCGCCAUCCCUCGGCUUUUUUGUACAAGACAGACACUGAGCCGACACUUGGAUUUUCUCCAAACCAUCGUGUCCCCCCCCCAUCUAGGUACAACCUGCAGCGCCAAAAGUCGACCAGACAAGCGAGAGGAGACAGCUACUGAUCGGUCCCUGAUGGGACCAAGAGUUGCAUUACCGCUCUAGUCUGUGUUACCUGAGAGCCCACAGGUCGUGACUGUGGCUGCUACAGAGGCUCCAUUGACUCUGGGAGUGAAGAGGGAAGGGCUGAAACCAAUGCACAAACUCUGUUCUCUGUGGUGGUGUUGUUCUUUACUGUGCCGUUUCAUUGUAAUUAAAUUGUUUUUAUCAAC
Molecule: messenger RNA, 4775 nt
Organism: Acanthopagrus latus (yellowfin seabream)
Lineage: Eukaryota; Metazoa; Chordata; Actinopteri; Spariformes; Sparidae
Gene: itga3b
Product: integrin, alpha 3b
Exons: 26
Coding region: 137-3310 (1057 amino acids)
Biological process (GO): integrin-mediated signaling pathway; cell adhesion mediated by integrin; cell-matrix adhesion
Cellular component (GO): external side of plasma membrane; integrin complex
Molecular function (GO): integrin binding
Source: RefSeq, a predicted model, not a curated record